AUGUCCACCGCGAAGCGACCGGCACAUGAUGUCUUCGGCUCGAGCCAGCUUGUCAAGCGCGCAAAGGCGGACGCGAACCUGGGAAACAGCUCAGCCGUCGCAGUGGUGAAUGGCGCUGGGCAGAAUGGCGCGCUCAUACAAGGGGGCGCGCGCAGCAGUGCACUCCAGUCGCCAGUCAUGGAGCUCACAGGCCAUUCCGGCGAGAUCUUUGCAGCUCGAUUCGACCCCACCGGCCAGUUCAUUGCCUCGGGCUCAAUGGACCGGUCUAUAUUACUCUGGCGCAGCUCUGGAUCAUGCGAGAACUACGGCAUUUUGACGGGACACAAACAGGCGGUACUGGAUUUGCACUGGUCGCGCGACUCCAAAGUCCUCUUUUCCGCAUCUGCAGACAUGCACCUGGCGAGCUGGGAUGUCGAGACUGGCGAGCGGAUACGCAGGCACCCAGGGCAUGAAGAAGUGAUCAACUGCAUGGACGUGAGCAAGCGUGGAGAGGAGAUGCUCGUCAGCGGUUCCGACGACGGUUCCAUCGGGAUCUGGGACACGCGAACCAAAGACGCCAUAACUUAUAUCCAGACCGACUUCCCCAUAACGGCCAUAUGUCUGGCAGAAGCCGGCAACGAGCUGUUCACAGGAGGCAUCGACAACGACAUCAAGGUCUGGGAUCUGCGGAAGCAGGCUGUCACCUACACCCUUCUUGGACACACCGACACGGUCACCUCGCUGCAAAUAUCGCCCGAUAAUCAGACCUUACUAUCGAACGCACACGACUCGACGGUCCGGACGUGGGACGUUCGACCAUUUGCGCCCGCAGACCGCCGCGUACAGACGUACGACGGAGCACCCACCGGCCAGGAGCGAAACCUUCUGAAGGCGAGCUGGGACUCGACUGGAGCGAAGAUCGCUGCUGGCAGUGGAGAUCAGAGCGUAGCCAUCUGGGAAACAAAAACGGGGAAGCUUCUGAACAAGCUCCCAGGGCACAGAGGAACGGUGAACGACGUGCGCUUCCAUCCACGAGGGGAACCAAUCUGUAAGUACCUCCGAAUGUUGAUACUCUUUUUGUUUCGCGUCCUUGAAGCCCUUGGUCACGGCUGUCAUCAUCGUCACUGUACUCUCCGGUGCAGCGGUUUUGCGCGCUCGGUGGCUGGAAGUGCGAUUGUCCGAACGACCGAUCGCUCCGACGAAACAUUUCUGCGAAGCAUCUCACCUCUCAUGGGUUGCGUGACUAACUUGGCAUUAUUAGUGGUUUCCGCCUCCUCAGAUCGCAAACUCAUGGUGGGCGAGCUUGGAAAAUGA
This is a messenger RNA of Parastagonospora nodorum SN15, 1293 nucleotides long. RefSeq lists its product as hypothetical. The transcript has 4 exons. The record is from RefSeq and is a predicted model, not a curated record. Lineage: Eukaryota; Fungi; Ascomycota; Dothideomycetes; Pleosporales; Phaeosphaeriaceae. Bases 1 to 1293 code for a protein of 430 amino acids. Gene Ontology annotation, cellular component: catalytic step 2 spliceosome. Gene Ontology annotation, molecular function: protein binding; RNA binding.